GCAGCAGCUCCUUCUCCCUCACGGCUGGAGCUGAGCGCGAUGCCACGGAGUGACUCCAGGCGCAGCGCCUGCAUCUACCCAACCAUGUGGAGGACAUGCAGUGUUUUUUGCGCAUGGACUCUGCUGUUCCUGACAGAGGUCUGUGCUCAGUCUCAGCAGAGACCAACUUUCACAUGUGGAGGAAACAUCACAGGGCAGUCUGGAGUCAUCGGAAGCCAAGGAUACCCGGGAGUCUAUCCUCCAAACACCAAAUGUGUGUGGAGGAUCACAGUUCCUGAUGGCAAGGUGGUGGUGCUGUCAUUCCGCUUUAUUGACCUAGAGAGUGACAACCUGUGUCGCUAUGACUACGUGGAUGUGUACAGCGGCCAUGUCAAUGGGCAGAGGCUUGGUCGCUUCUGUGGGACGUUCAAGCCAGGAGCCCUUGUUUCCACGGGCAACAAGAUGCUCCUGCAGAUGGUGUCUGAUGCCAACACCGCUGGCAGCGGCUUCCUCACUGUUUUCUCUGCGGCCCACCCUCAUGAGAGAGGUGACCAGUACUGUGGGGGCAGACUGGACAAGCCCUCUGGGGCUUUCAAAACACCUAACUGGCCCGAGAAAGACUAUCCAGCUGGUGUCACCUGCUCCUGGCAUAUAGUGGCCCCUAAAAACCAAAUAAUUGAAGUAAAGUUUGAAAAGUUUGACGUGGAGCGAGAUAACUACUGCCGCUACGACCACGUCUCCAUUUUUAACGGGGCAGAAAUAAACAACGCCAAAAGGAUCGGAAAAUUUUGUGGAGACAGCCCCCCAGCGCCCGUCUUCUCAGAGGGGAAUCAGCUCCUGAUCCAGUUCCUAUCAGAUCUCAGUCUAACCGCAGAUGGCUUCAUUGGACACUACAAGUUCAGACCAAAGAAAUUCCCAACCACCACCGUACCACCCACCACAACCACCACCCAGCCAGUCACUACCAGGCCGACACCUCUGAAGUACUCUGUUGCGCUUUGUCAGCAGAAAUGUAAAAGACGAGGAACACUUGAGAGCAAUUACUGCUCCAGCAAUUUUGUGAUUACUGGCACGGUCAUUACGGCAGUGAUGAGAGGAGGAAGCAUGUACGCCACCGUCUCCAUCAUCAACGUUUAUAAGGAGGGCAGCUUGGCAAUCCAGCAGGCAGGGAAAACAAUGAGCACCAAGAUCAUUAUCCUCUGCAAAAAGUGUCCUUUUAUCAGACGAGGCUUGAACUACCUCUUCAUGGGCCAGGUGGAUGAGGAGGGCCGUGGGAAAAUCGCCCCGCACCACUUCGUCGUGGCCUUUAAGACAAAGAAUCAGAAAGGACUCAACGUUCUGAAGAACAAGCAGUGCUGAAACU
Nematolebias whitei (Rio pearlfish) is the source of this 1342-nucleotide messenger RNA. It is a transcript of the gene pcolce2b, whose product is annotated as procollagen C-endopeptidase enhancer 2b. Lineage: Eukaryota; Metazoa; Chordata; Actinopteri; Cyprinodontiformes; Rivulidae. The record is from RefSeq and is a predicted model, not a curated record. Gene Ontology annotation, molecular function: protein binding. The transcript has 9 exons. Bases 40 to 1338 code for a protein of 432 amino acids.